This is a messenger RNA of Ceraceosorus guamensis, 1310 nucleotides long. RefSeq names its product elongation factor 1 beta subunit. Gene Ontology annotation, biological process: translational elongation. The record is from RefSeq and is a predicted model, not a curated record. The transcript has 3 exons. Gene Ontology annotation, cellular component: cytosol; eukaryotic translation elongation factor 1 complex. Gene Ontology annotation, molecular function: guanyl-nucleotide exchange factor activity; translation elongation factor activity. Bases 253 to 945 code for a protein of 230 amino acids. NCBI's taxonomy places the organism in Eukaryota, Fungi, Basidiomycota, Exobasidiomycetes, Ceraceosorales, Ceraceosoraceae.
GCAGCAGCCUCGGUGCGUGCGUGCGCCGGCAGCUCAGAGCGCAACGCUUUGCAUGGAAGGUGCAGAUUCGCGCGCUUGCUCGCGCCACAGAAUACAAGUCAGAGAGGGCAACGCUUCUACAAAAUUGACACCAAAAGUCGCAGUCGAGCCCAUCGCUCUCAGUGGAUUCGUGAUUCAUUCAGCGCUUCGACAACCUCUUCCAACCCAUCGCAAGGAUACAUUCUGUACAAGCACCCUCAAACACCGCUAAACAUGUCGCUCCCUGCUUUCAACACCGACGCCGGCUUGGCCCUGCUCGACACACACGUUGGCACCCGCUCCUACAUCAACGGCUUCACUGCAUCUCAGGCAGAUGUGGCCGUCUACGAGCAAGUAGGCUCUCGUCCCUCCGAGGACAAGUACCCUCACGCUGCUCGUUGGUGGGACCACAUUGAGAGCUACAAAGCCGAGCACUCUACUCUUUCAGGCGACAAGACUGCCGCAGCUGCCGCUUUCGCUCACCUCGCUGCCAGCGGAUCUACCCCUGCUGCCAAGCCCGCUGCCAAGGAGGAUGAUGAUGACGACGAUGUCGACCUUUUCGGUUCCGACGAUGAAGUAGACGAGGAGGCUGAGCGCAUCAAGGCGGAGCGUGUCAAGGCUUACGAGGCCAAGAAGGCCAACAAGGGUCCGGGCCCCGCCGCCAAGUCUGUCGUCACUCUGGAAGUCAAGCCUUGGGAUGAUGAGACGGACAUGGCCGAGUUGGAAAAGAACUUACGAAGCAUCGAACAGGAUGGUCUGGUUUGGGGUGCCAGCAAGUUGGUGCCUGUCGGCUACGGUGUCAGCAAGCUGCAGAUCACCCUCGUCGUUGAGGAUGCCAAGGUUUCCCUCGACGCCCUUCAAGACCUCAUCGCAGAGGACGAGGACCACGUUCAGUCUAGCGACGUCGCUGCCAUGCAGAAGCUCUAAACUGCUUCGGCAUGCCGGCUUACAGACGAGGCCUUGAUACUGUCAUGGCACACCUUGUUGCAGCAAUGUUUCUUGAAUUAACCGCACCAAUCACAUGAUGGCUGAUUCGAGAGUCUUGCUCGGCUCGCCGCAUUUGCUUGUGCCUGAAAGAUCUCAAUCAGACCUGCUUUACAACGAUAAGUGGAUCACAAAGGAGCAGCUUUUACUGAGAAGUGUCAAUGUCACCGGCCGAAUCGUCAUACAUCAACGGGGUGAACAAGCCAAUAUUGAGAUUCACCCAAAUCCAAUUUCAUCUUGGCCUGCAUACAGUCUGACUUUCAAACCCUGCCCGAACCUACAGACUAGACGUGAGCGCAAAUAGCAAA